AUGCAUUCAGCACGACGCCUAGCUGCGCUCCGACUUUGGCGUCCUUCAUUGGCACAUCGAAGCUUCUAUGAGGAUGCAGUUGCUUCAGGCGUCAAUGCGAGGUAUUUGGAGAAUCUCUACUUGCAGUGGAAGGUGAACCCUUCGAAGUUGGACGCCCAGUGGAACGACUACUUCCGAGCGCUGGAGGAGUUCGAGGAAUCCAAAACCAGCUCCGCGUCACGCUCCAGCGAGGAGACACACAAGUCGAAGAUGUCCAAGAAGUGUUCCUUUGAUGUAUCUGAUGACGGCAAUAGAACGAUCGAGAUGUACCGCGUUGAGAGCUUUGAAAGUGGAGCCCCUGCGGUCACAAACCUGAGCAUCAUCAGUUCCAACGCUGAACACGAAGAGCAGGUGGAACGUCCAAACCCCUCGAAAGUAGCAGCACCUGGCAGCAGCUUGAAAGGCGCGACAGACUUUCAAGGCCUUCGCGAACUGAUGCAAAGUUAUCACGAAGACUUGAUGUCACGCUUUGAUCAACAGCAGGAGCUGAUUUCCAGGCUUUGCAAAGACCAAUCCCGGAGUACCAAUUCUUCUCGCACCUCUCGCCACUCCGCGGCCUCCUCUACCUCUACGGUGCGCGAGCGCCGGACCUCAGUGAAGAGCAGCACGACGAGCACGCCCAGCCCCCAGCGGGAGAGGCCGGUGAGCUCGGCGAUGUCCAUUGGCUUGCCGGUCCGGGCCAGCAUGGCGCACGCCGGCUCGCCCCAUCCCUCGCCGAAGGCCAAAGCCAAGCUCUUCAGUUCCCUCACCCGGGUAGACGAGGAGUUACGUCAGAAGGCCGCGGACGUGGACGCCGAGCAGGCCAAAGCCAACCGCCGGCAACGAGACGAAAGCGAAGACGUGGGCCAAAACUUCUUUCAACGCUUGGUCUCCCACGUGGCCUUCGACCUCUUUUUUGCCGUGGCCAUCUUGGUGAAUGCCAUUUUCAUUGGGGUGGAGGUGCAGGCUCAGCUGUUGAACUCCGACCAGGCGGUCCUCACGUCGGUACAUGUCAUUGGCAAGACUUUCACAGUGAUUUUCCUCAUCGAGUUGAUUCUGCGGAUGCUGGCGCAAGGACGUCACUUUUGUUCCACGACGAAUGAGGACUGGAGGUGGAACCUGCUGGACACGAUCAUUGUGUUGGCCUCCCUUUGGGAUGUUGGCUUGGAGAUCGUGACACUGGCUCAGGGAGCCGAUUCCGAGGGGCUGACGGGGAUGUCAGGCCUCCGCACCUUGAGGAUCAUCCGAAUCACUCGGCUGGUGAAGAUUGCGCGGCUGGCCAGGAUCUUGCGCUUCAUCAUGGCGCUCAGGACUUUGACACAAUCCAUCCUUCAUACCUUGAAAUCGUUGAUUUGGGCUAUGAUUUUAUUGGCCUUGAUCGUCUACACCUUCGCGGUCUUGUUUACGCAGGUGGUGCAUGACUUGACCAGUGUGGAACUGGAGAGUGUCACGAGCGAGGAGGAGAGAGCAUAUCUGGAGCAGGUGCAAAUCUAUGCUAAGCAGUAUUUCAGUACUCUUCCUCAGGCCAUGCUCACUUUGUACAUGAGCAUCGCGAAUGGCGUGAGUUGGGAGCAAGUGUUGGUCCCCCUACACGCGGUGCACUGGAUUUGGGAAUGUGUCUUUGUGUUCUAUAUCGCUUUCGCCACCCUGGCGGUUCUGAACGUGAUUACCGGUGUUUUCUGUCAAAGUGCGAUUGAUAGCGCCCAGAGUGAUCAUGAGAUGGUGAUUCAGUCGAUCUUAAACAACAAGGACGCCCACAUCGAAAAGAUCCGAAUGCUCUUCUCGGAGAUCGAUGAAGAUUCCAGCGGGGUCAUCACGUACCAGAUGUUCGAGAGAGGCAUCCGAUCGGAGGAGGUCAAGACUUACUUUGAAUCGAUUGACUUGGAUGUCUGGGAUGUGUGGACCUUCUUCAAGCUUCUUGACAUGGAUUCCGGCGGUGCAGUCGAAAUUGAAGAAUUUUUGAUGGGAUGUUUGAGAUUGCGCGGAAAUGCGAAGGCCAUGGACAUUGCCAAGCUUUGCCAUGAUCAAUCUUGGCUCAUCCGAGAGCAGGCUCGCUUUUGGGAGUUUGUGGAGAAUGAGCUGAAUGACAUGCAUAUGAUGGUUGCCCGGAGAUUGCCCUGA
Durusdinium trenchii is the source of this 2139-nucleotide messenger RNA. Lineage: Eukaryota; Dinophyceae; Suessiales; Symbiodiniaceae. The record is from the annotation of a GenBank genome assembly.